Messenger RNA from Ochotona princeps (American pika), 601 nucleotides. Its product is annotated as ovomucoid-like. The record is from RefSeq and is a predicted model, not a curated record. The coding region runs from base 151 to 420 and encodes 89 amino acids. NCBI's taxonomy places the organism in Eukaryota, Metazoa, Chordata, Mammalia, Lagomorpha, Ochotonidae. Gene Ontology annotation, molecular function: protein binding. The transcript is spliced from 5 exons.
UGGCAUACCUAGAGCAGUACUCUGGCUUCCAGCAUUACUGUGAGAACCUUCAUAUCCUUUCUUUUCAAAGUCCUGUUGUGACUUUCUGAGUAAAAUCUGAGUUUCUGGUGUGAACAUUUCCUUACAGUUUUCUUCCACAGACUUGCUACAAUGCCUUUCUUCUCACCAUGGAUCACAGCAGUGUUCAUCAUUUCCUUGACAUUCUUCUUUCAUUGUGAAACCUCUUUUAACCAAGAAACAGAAGUUCGAGGAAUACCAAGAUGUGACUCAUAUGCAAGCUACAUUUGCAACAAUGAAUUUGAUCCAGUCUGUGCGAGUGAUGGCCAGACACAUGGCAAUAGUUGCAUGUUUUGCAGUGCCAAGAGAAUGAGUCAUGACAGAUUUUCAUUCGUUCACUAUGGUGCUUGCUCUGUAAACUGACCUACACAUUUCUGUGCCAUCUUUGCAACCCCAUUUAUGAUGGAUUCUUCAAUCAACUAGAAUCUCUUUAAAUAGUAUCUUAAAUUCCUCAAUGAUCAAGUGAACACAUCUGUUGUACUUAAGAUGGGGCAUGGGAUGUUAAAGAAUCUUCCCACACUAACAACCAUUGUUCUCAGUGUUC